CCGGAACGCAGUAUUUGCCGCCUAUAAAAUACCCUUCUCCUUCCGCAUAUUCACCGCGUCAUCCCUUUUCUCUCCCUCUCUUCCUUUCUCUCUCUAGAAAUUGUCUUCUCUUUCUCUCUCUCUCUCUCUCUCUAAAGACAGAUCCAAGAAAUGAAGUGCGCUAGACUCGCAUUCAAUCUUUCCCUCUCUCCUGAUCUCCUUUCUCUGAGAAAAUAAACCCUAGAAUUCAUUCCACCUCCUCCAUUAUCUUCUUCGAAGAAAUUACCCGCCAUUCUUUUCUUCCCAAUGGAGUGGAGUUCUGGGGUUUCAAGCCCUUGAAAUCAGAGUCUCUGAUCCCCAUUCCGUAAUUCUCAUCGAAUUAAUCAUCUAUUUGAAGCUCUGCAAAUUCCUUUAGUAUUUGAAUCCGAAUUGAAGCUCUGGAUCAUUGGGAAUUCAGUUCCUGCAAGUUUUUAUAUUCGUGUUUCAGUAGGAUUGGGGCUGGAUCUGAGGCCUUCUGUAUUGGUUGGGGUUUUUCUGGGCGGAAAAUGAUGGGUAAUUUGGUUCGUUUGUGCAAGAUCUGGGGUUGAUUCCGUCUAUGAACUCUUGACUGGAUUAUUUCUACUGAUUUUCAUUGCCAUUUUAUAGUUGGCUCUGUGGUGAUGCUUUUUUCGCAUGAACUCCUCUCCUUGGUUAAGUUUGUGCUUGAGCGCUUUACAUAGUGCCCUGUGAGUGGUGUAUGAACUCACAAUUAACAAUGAAAAACGGGAUGGUAGAGUGCAGUGUCUGCCAUUCCAAACUUGGGUUGUCACCGACUACAAGGACAGUUUCUAGGGCAUAUGAUCGUCAUAGGAGCAAGAUAUCCUCAAAAACUCGAGCUCUUAAUGUCUUGUUGGUUGUGGGGGAUUGUAUGUUAGUUGGUCUCCAGCCUAUUUUGGUCUUUAUGUCAAAGGUGGAUGGGAAAUUCAUGUUUAGUCCUGUCAGUGUCAACUUUUUGACAGAAGCUGCUAAAGUUGUUUUUGCUAUUAUCAUGCUCUUGUUCCAGGCUCGGCAUCAAAAGGUGGGAGAAAAACCUCUUCUUUCAAUAUCUACUUUUGUACAGGCAGCUCGUAACAAUGUCCUUCUUGCUGUGCCAGCUCUUCUAUAUGCUAUAAACAACUAUCUAAAGUUUAUAAUGCAGCUAUAUUUUAAUCCAGCGACCGUAAAGAUGCUGAGCAACCUAAAGGUACUGGUUAUUGCUCUUCUAUUGAAAAUCAUUAUGAGGAGAAGAUUCUCAGUAAUUCAGUGGGAGGCUCUUGCUCUUUUGCUCAUUGGAAUUUCAGUUAACCAGCUGAAGUCACUGCCUGAAGGUACCACUCCUUUGGGUCUCCCUGUUGCAACUGGUGCAUACAUGUACACUGUUAUCUUUGUGACUAUUCCAUCCAUGGCGUCAGUUUUUAAUGAGUAUGCUUUGAAGAGUCAGUUUGAGACAAGUAUUUACCUUCAGAACUUAUUUUUGUAUGGCUAUGGCGCAAUAUUCAACUUCAUUGCCAUUCUUGGGAUUGCUAUAUUCAAAGGGCCAAGCCACUUCAAUAUUCUUCAAGGGCAUUCAAAGGCUACAAUGUUUUUGAUUUGUAACAAUGCAGCUCAGGGAAUUCUUUCCUCGUUCUUUUUCAAAUAUGCAGACACAAUUUUGAAGAAGUACUCUUCUACUGUUGCAACGAUCUUCACUGGCAUAGCCUCUGCAGCAUUGUUUGGUCAUACUUUGACGAUAAACUUUGUCUUGGGAAUCUCAAUUGUCUUUAUCUCCAUGCAUCAGUUCUUCUCACCACUUUCAAAAGUUAGAGAUGAACCACAAAAUGGAGCAAUGGAAAUGGAGGUUCAGAAUAAUCACAGGUCAAAGGAUACAUCUUUCAUAAACAUGACUGCUGGGGCCACUGAAGAUGCGAGCCAUCGCGUUGGUUCUGAUGAAAGAGAACCCCUUCUUCCUACCUGAGCGUUGGGUUGAGGUCGUCUUGUAGUUCAAGGAAAAAGUAUCCAAUCGGAAUAUAAUUCUUUUGGCUGAAGGAGAUUGUGGGGUUGUUGAUAUAUCAGCCAGUCCAAAUCCUCUUGAGUGAGUGAGUGCUAAAAGAAUGAGUAAUUUGUUGUAAAAUUUUUGUUGUUCCCCUGCAUCGUGGCAAAAUAUUACAGUCCUCUUUCUCAGUACUGUCUGUCCAUUUGUAAGACAGUGAAGGUGGGACUAGUUUUUUUUUUUUUCCUUUUUUGCCCCCUUUUCUCUCCCCACCCCUUGCAAAGGGGGAGCACAUAGAUCAAAUUGGUGCAUCAUCCCUUCCCUGAAAGGAAUUCCUUUGUGCACAAUGGAUAGAUAUAUCGCUCUUUUGUAAUACUCUUAAUGAUUAGAUAAUGAAACGUUUGAUUGAAUUUUUCUC
Messenger RNA from Amborella trichopoda, 2384 nucleotides. Its product is annotated as Nucleotide-sugar transporter family protein. Lineage: Eukaryota; Viridiplantae; Streptophyta; Magnoliopsida; Amborellales; Amborellaceae. The record is from RefSeq and is a predicted model, not a curated record. Gene Ontology annotation, cellular component: Golgi membrane. Gene Ontology annotation, molecular function: pyrimidine nucleotide-sugar transmembrane transporter activity. Gene Ontology annotation, biological process: pyrimidine nucleotide-sugar transmembrane transport.